Pochonia chlamydosporia 170 is the source of this 885-nucleotide messenger RNA. Its product is annotated as DNA-binding protein. The transcript has 3 exons. Lineage: Eukaryota; Fungi; Ascomycota; Sordariomycetes; Hypocreales; Clavicipitaceae. Bases 1 to 885 code for a protein of 294 amino acids. The record is from RefSeq and is a predicted model, not a curated record.
AUGAAGGACAAAGCAGACGUCAUCCGCGACUUCAACAACGUCGUCAACAUGACGGCCGCAGAACUAGAGAAGUGGCUGAAAUCUGAUACCUCCAAAGACGCAGGCUGGUCGAAAGAUGAUGGCGGGGAAUCCAUCGGGCAUGAUAGCGGACGCAAGAUUGUUCAAAUUUUAAAGGAUAACCCGCAGAAGACUCCUGACAAGUACACAGACGAUCAUGUUGAGCAUAUGAGAAAGGUUGUUUCAUACUGUAAGCGGCAUUUGGCACAGGAAGGAAAGAUUAAUGAUACGAAGUCGGUCGAAGAAGUAAAGAAGACGAAAUCGUAUGCGUCGUUGAAGAACUGGGGCCAUGACCCGUUGAAGAGUCGAGAUAAUGGUGAGGAUGAUGGUGAAGACCACGGGGAUGGGGAGGGAGCGGGUGUAAAGAGGGCCAAGAGGGGACAGGAUGGACAGAAUAAGAGACAGAAGACGGGGAAGUCUACUAAGAAUGGCGAUGUGUCGGAAGAGCAGAGCGCUGCGGACGACCAGGAUACUGAUGAAGAGGAAGAGGCAGAAGGUGACGACCAAUCUUCAACAGGCGAAGAGGAUGAGGAUGUGCAAUCCUCAGCAGAUGAGAAAGAUGAAGAAAAGAGCAAGACCAGCAAAUCUGGCAAGACUUCAUCUAAAAACGGUAGCAAGGAGAACGAGCCAAAGAAAGGAGAGACGGUUAGCUGGAAUUGGGGCCAGGGUCAACCAGAAGGCAAAGUUGAGGAUGUCAAGCACCAGAAAACGUCUAUCGAGACUAAAAAAGGGAAUACCGUCUCGCGCGAUGGGACGUCAGAGGAUCCGGCAGUGGUUCUCGACACAGGGAAGUCGAAGGCGGUUAAAUUGGCGCACGAGUUGAACUAA